GAGCCCAGUGGAGCGAGUGAGCUAUGGCCGGCCUCAACUCACUGGAGGCGGUGAAGCGCAAGAUCCAGGCCCUGCAGCAGCAGGCGGACGACGCAGAGGACCGUGCGCAGGGCCUGCAGCGCGAGCUGGAUGGCGAGCGCGAACGGCGCGAGAAAGCUGAAGGAGAUGCGGCCGCUCUCAACCGUCGCAUCCAGCUGGUGGAGGAAGAGCUGGACCGGGCUCAGGAGCGACUGGCCACAGCCCUGCAGAAGCUGGAGGAGGCAGAGAAGGCUGCUGACGAGAGUGAGAGAGGCAUGAAGGUGAUAGAGAACCGAGCCAUGAAAGACGAGGAAAAGAUGGAGAUCCAGGAGAUGCAACUCAAAGAAGCCAAGCACAUCGCUGAGGAGGCUGACCGGAAGUAUGAGGAGGUUGCUCGUAAGUUGGUCAUCCUGGAGGGUGAGCUGGAGAGAGCAGAGGAGCGGGCGGAGGUGUCUGAACUAAAGAGUAGCGACCUGGAAGAGGAGCUCAAGAACGUAACUAACAAUCUGAAAUCACUGGAGGCUGCUUCUGAAAAGUACUCUGAAAAGGAGGAUAAAUAUGAAGAAGAAAUCAAGCUUCUGUCUGACAAACUGAAAGAGGCUGAGACCCGAGCUGAGUUUGCGGAAAGGACAGUUUCUAAACUGGAGAAGACAAUCGAUGACCUGGAAGAAAAACUUGCCCAGGCCAAAGAAGAGAACGUGGGCUUGCAUCAGACACUGGACCAGACACUAAACGAACUUAACUGUAUAUAAACCAAACCAGAAGAGUCCUGUCUUGACACCAACUCCACUCCAGAGAGUGCACCCUGUCUUCCUCUCUUAUAAGAAGUUCCGCUUACUACCAUGUCUCCACCUUGCUGGAAAGGCCAAGCAGAAAA
This is a messenger RNA of Rattus norvegicus (Norway rat), 895 nucleotides long. RefSeq names its product tropomyosin 4 (gene Tpm4). NCBI's taxonomy places the organism in Eukaryota, Metazoa, Chordata, Mammalia, Rodentia, Muridae. The record is from RefSeq and is marked provisional. Gene Ontology annotation, cellular component: cytoskeleton.